Hylaeus volcanicus is the source of this 4023-nucleotide messenger RNA. RefSeq lists its product as uncharacterized. The coding region runs from base 1 to 3828 and encodes 1275 amino acids. The record is from RefSeq and is a predicted model, not a curated record. The transcript is spliced from 4 exons. Lineage: Eukaryota; Metazoa; Arthropoda; Insecta; Hymenoptera; Colletidae.
AUGGAGGUUGAUCAAAUCGAUACCCCUGAACACUUUACUUCAACCUUGUGCGCAACAUUCACUGUUUGUGAUCUCUCUAACUUUGUUAAAGAAUACCCUAUUGAAGAUGUGACCUAUAGUUUUGUAAUUGAAACAAAUUUUGAUUUUAGUCCAAAAAAUACUUUAGUUAAAGCAUAUACGAAAUUCACAAAAACAACCCUUGACCUGAACAAAAUACAGAGUUAUGAUCUAUUUAUUCCAGAAACGAUGUGCACUUUUUCUGAGUGCUAUCCAUUAACAAAUUCAUUUUUAAUUUCAAUUAAAACUCCAAAGACUAUAGUUAGGGAUGAAAAUGGUAUUCAAUGUGACUUACCAGCUAAUCCCGUAGUAAUCGACCCAGAAGGCUUCCGAUUGCAAAAGCUAUUUGACAAGCAUAUAAUGAAUUCGGUUGAUGACUUGUGUCGAUCACCUCAGAAGGCUGCGGAAAAUAGUAGAGACACAGGUAUCCAAUCUAAAAUGGAACAUUUGAAUUCACCGAUUGAAAAAAAUUCAAUAGUCCGUUCAAAAUAUACGGUUGCACCUAAUUUGGAGCCUUGGUAUUGUGAUUUACAUGAGUUAGGCGAAAAUGGGACUUUGUGUCUAAAUAAAUUGAAACGUCACAUGAUUGAUAUUAUUAAAUGCUUUUUGGAUCAUAAUGAACUUUUGACAAAUAUUUCAACAGUAAAUGGACAAAUGUUUUUUUCCAAAAACUAUUUACAAUGUCUGGAUGAAGCUCAAAAAGAAGCAGUGGAAAACUUAAAUUCUAAUUCUAAAAAUAAUAGCGAAUUCCUCACUAAGUUCGUUGACCAGAUUGUAAAAAAGAGAAGUUAUAAUGAUCAAACGUUUACAAACGGUCAUUCUACGCGUGUUGGUGAUAAUGUUGGUACGUUAAGUAAUUUGAGUCAGAGGGUUUUUGUGAAAAAGGAAACUACAGAAAAUUGUUUUUGUACAAUAGAUGAUAUAACAGUUCAAGUAAAUAAUCAGCCGGUGAAUCUCUCAACAAUAUUGAAGAACUUAGAGUCAUGUAAGGAUAAGCUUACCACAGUGAAUACCGGAAAUACACUUUCUAAUGUGAAUUUGAAUGAUAACGACCAAAAACAAGAUAUCAACACGCCAAGUCCUCAAAAACGUAAGAACAAUAAUGGUGGUAAAGGUAAACAUACGCAAAUAAAAGAAGAACUAAAAAAAUGUCAAUCUGAUUUACAAUUAAACAACAACACUUUAUACGUAUGCAAUACAAAUUAUACGAAUGCGGCAGCGAAUCAUGAAAGGUGUGAAGCUGCGUUAAACGAUACAAAAAACGAGUUUUCUAAAAGCGAAGAAACACUUAACUCGACAAGCAAAAGUUUGAGUGAAUGUGAAAGCAAGCGAAAGGAUGUAUCGGAUAGUGCAAAAAAGUGUCAAAACAAUUUAACUCUUGCUUUGAAUGACACCAAAACUUGCAAUACGCGGAUUGAAGAUCUUUUCAACAAAUUUAAAGAAUGCAAUGUUUCUUUAAACCAUUCUCAUGAAAAUGUUACGUCGUUAUUGGCUGAAAUGAAAGUGAUAAAAGACAAUUAUACAAAUGUAGAUAAAGAGCGUGUACAAUUAAAAUUGGAUAUGAAAGAAGUCAUUGAAAAACUUAACAAUAUCUUAUUGAUUCACGGAUUAUUACCAGAUGACAAUGCAACGAAUAUAUCAAAUGUCCUAGUAGCAAGUGAAGAGAAUCGUACGAAAUUGAAAACGGAAUUAGAAAGUACCGAAGAGACUACAGGCAACCUUUCGAGUCAAAUUACAAAAAAAAAAAAAAACAUUUCAGAACUAGAGGAAGAAUUAAAAAAAGUUAAGGAGACUAACGGGAAGAUAUCAAAAGACCUUGAAACAAGUACAAAAGACAUAGAAAAAUUGUUAGCUAAGGUAAAAACAGUUGAAGAAAAGAAAACGAAUAUCGAAACUCAGACUGAAGCGUGUAAAAACACUGUUACACAACUGACAGAGGAUUUACAGACUCUGAGAGACGCUAAAAUGAACAUUACAAGUAAGCUUGACGAAUUGGAGAAGAAGAGUUCCCGAUUAGAAGCUAAUCUACAGAAUCUAACGGAAGCUAAACAAACAAUUUUGAACGAUUUGGAAAGAAGUCAAAAAUAUCUUGUAAAAUUUGUAUGUCAAAACUAUGUUGGCUGGAAAUCACAAGAGGAGUACAACGCAUGUUUGUUACAAAGUCCGAUCCAUUAUUCCAAAGCUUUGGAUCAAGGAGUAGCCUAUAAGGAUGAUGGCUUAGUUGCGAACGGGAAAUACUACCCCAAAAGCGUUUUCUAUCUUGAUGUUUGCUCUGCGCUCACUUCCACUAAUAGUAACCCUCUAACAAAAGCUACAAACAAUGACCAUCUCUGUGUUGAUAAACUCCGUCAAUGUUAUGAAGCUAGGAAUACUUGUGUUAUGAAAAUGUUCGAACAACAAGUUAGAUUACAAUCAUAUCUAGAUUCAAAUGACACGAAAAUCGCUGACGAACUUACUUGCGACCCUAUGUAUAAUAUGCAUAUUGAACUAUUGAGUUUUUUUAACAAGCACAUGAAUUAUAUAUCUUCGUGUUUAAUGAAUCAAGACAAUGACUCCCAUGAAUUCAAUUUAUCGUCUAUAAAAUAUGUACGUUCUGCAAAUGAUCCAGUAAGACAUUCGGAGAGUUCCGAAAAAGAAAAUCAAAAAAGUUCACCCGCUUUAUUAUCUAAGCGUGCAAAUGUCCAGAAACCCGUUAACGGACAUGUUAUUUCUACAGACGAAAAACAAAUUUUAGAAGAUCUCUCGGUAUUGAACAAUUUGCUUGGCAAACUUUUACGUGAAAAUACAUUAACGAAUCCUAACAAGCAGAACGCUCAGGUGUCAACAAAUAUUCUUUUGAACAACAAUAUACAAUCUGGUAGUAGUCAUGGAAACAAUGUUAAUAUAAAUGCUUUGGUCAAUCUGAAAUAUGACGCAAAUAAGCCCUUGCAGAAAAUACCAUCUAGUUGGUGCACAGAAGAAGGCAAGAAAAAUCCGCGUGUAGCCAAAGCUAUAGAACUUUUUGGAUUAUUACCUGAAAAUUAUCAAUUUUUAAAACAAAAUGCUGCUGUACUAAGUCGAAUGUUUGACUCCGACGAUUUAGAAAAAGCAGUCAAGGUACUUAGUGAGCCACAAAUUUUUCUCACAACCAUCACGAAAAACAUUAAGCCUGAUGAAUUCACAAACUUGACAGAAUCAUCCAUAAAUGAAAAAAAAAAACUAAACGAUCCGCAGGGAAAUAAUACUGAACUUAUAUUUGAUCAAUUUAGUGAUAAUAAAAAAAAAAUAGGGCAUUCUAAAGAUGCAGGAAUAAAACAACCAAAUUUACAGAAUACUCAAACAACUGAAGAAUCUUCUUCAGAUCUAGAGAAAUCAGAAAAUAUAAUGCCUGAGAAAAAGCAAUAUCCCGAUGCCAAUAAUAUUCAACCUACAAUCGACCAAACGUCGCAAAAAAAGCUUGCCAAUAUAAACAAACCAAUAUCCAUCCUACAACAACCCAGUAAUGCAACAAACCCUCCAGUAAGGGUAGGAAACAUUGUAAAUCAAACACUUGACGAAAAGAAAUAUACGACGGGUUCGGAAGGUGAAAAUACAACCUCUCGGACGACAAAUGUAAAACAGUUAGCUCUUGUUGCUACUGGUGGACUGUUCGUUGUCGGUGCCGUUUCCGCCUUGUCCUGGUAUCUUUGGAUUAAAAAGGACCGUACUACACAAGAUGCUCUUGGUCUACAAGCAUCAGAGUCAAUGUACGAUUGGGAUGACCAAUUGGACGACAUAUCCGCUUUGCAGUAAAUACCUAUUUAAAGACCAUAUCGAUAGUAAAAUAAUUUUUUUUCCAAUCUUGACUAUAUUGCAAAUUUUUAUUAUCGCAUUUUCUCUAUAAUUAAUUUUUGACCCAUGUUGAAUAUUUAUUUUAUUUGUUUUAUGUUCAUAAAAGAAUUUUUUUUUAGGGAAUUUCAAAGUUUUUUUUAUUAUAAAGACUAACAA